AUGGAGCGCAGAGAAAACCUUCCGGCGACCCAAGAUUCCAAAACCAAUAAUCAUCAUCAGCAGCAGUCGGAAUCAGCCGCCAUCGCUGAAAAUCAGUCUAGGACCCAACCGGCUCCGCCGCCGUUCAGGUUUUCCAACCGGGUUAUUCUGAAAAACAUACUCGAAGGGGAAGAUGGGGGUGUGGGAUUCGUAGGACGGAGAAUCGUAGUCGGCGGGUGGGUGCGAACUUCCAAGGAAAUCAGGAAAGAGUCUGCGGCGGCUCCGGAGCAGCAAUUACCGGCCGGUGGCGGUAUGGUGUCCAGGACAUCUCCCGGUCACAAGGACGUCAGCUGCGUGGAGAUGCUGCAAGCCCGAAUUCCGCUUUUCAGGUCGAUAAUCAAGAUUCUCGCCGGCGGAAGCCAUGGCGCUUUUGGUGGCAGCUCCGGUACCUCCCCUGUACGCGAGAAGCUGCCGCCGGCGUCCCCUGAAUCGAGGAUUCAGAGGCCUCCCCCGCCUUCCACCGCUUACUUGCUUGUCAGCGAUGGCUCCUGCGCUGCUAGUCUUCAGGUUGUGGUGGAUUCCUCUGUAGCCUCCCCUGCCCUGUUCCUUCCCAUCGGAACCUGUUUACUCGUGGAAGGCAUACUCCGGCUGCCGCAGUCGCCUGGAAAGCACCGCGUCGAGCUCUCCGUGGAGAAAAUCCUUCACAUUGGGACCGUGGAGAAGGACAAGUACCCGUUGGCUGCCAAGCGAGUCCCGCUUGAGAAUCUCAGAGAAGCUUCGCAUUUCCGCCACCGCUCAACCACCGUGGCGUCGGUUAUGCGGGUACGUAGCGCCCUGACAUUCGGAAGCCACACGUUCUUCAACAAUGGAGGAUUUUUCUACGUACAGGUCCCCAUAAUCACGAACACCGACGCCGAAGGAUUCAGCAGCAAGUUCCAAGCGACGACGCUGCUGUCCGGGAAAGAAGACGCUCCGGCGAAAGGAGGCGACGAGCUCAGCAUGGAAGCUGUGAAGGCGGCGAUUCGAGAGAAGAGCAGUUUGGUGGAGGAGCUGAAGAGAAGCGAGAGUAACAGGGAGGCAUUGGCGGCGGCGGUUCAGGAUUUGCGGAAGACGGAUCAAUUGGCGGCGCAGUUGGAAGCCAAGCAGCAGAAAACCCCGAAACCGGGCUUCUUAACGACGAAAUCGAGCAAGCUUAACGUGGCGGAAGAUUUCUUCUCCAGGCAGGUUCAUCUAACCGUCUCAGGCCGGCUUCAUCUCGAGAGCUACGCUUGUGCUCUGGGAAACGUCUAUGCGUUCGGGCCGAGAUUCCGGGCGGAUCGAUAUGCCAAUCCCAGGUACCAGGCGGCGGAGAUGUGGAUGCUUGAAGCUGAAAUCGCCUUUUCACAGCUAGAGGAUGCAAUGAACUGUGCAGAGGAACAUUUGAAGUUCAUCUGCAAAUGGGUACUGGAGAAAUGCACUGGAGAUAUGGGAUUUAUAUCGAAUCGAAUUGAUAAAACUUGCAUCGAUCGCCUCCAGGCGACGAUUGCUUGCUCAUACGAAAGGAUCGCAUACAUGGAUGCUGUAGAGAUUCUUAAAAAGGUGACUGACAAGCGAUUCGAGACGAGCCUCGUAUGGGGUAUUGAUCUCACAGCAGAACAUUUAAGUUAUCUGGCUGAUGAAAUGUUUAAGAAGCCAGUUAUUAUCUACAAUCACCCAAGGGACAUUAGACCGUUCUACGCACGCUUGAAUGACGACUUGAAAACAGUGGCCACCUUCGACAUGGUCGUUCCCAAGGUUGGGAAACUGAUCUCCGGUAGCCAGAACGAAGAGAGGAUUCACAUGGUCGAGACAAGGAUUAAGGAGCUGGGACUACCGAUUGCACAGUACGAAUGGUACUUGGAUCUUCGAAGGCACGGAACAGUGAAGCAUUCUGGAUUCGCUCUUGCUUUCGACCUUAUGGUUCUCUUCGUUACCGGCCUCCCCGACGUCAGAGAUGCAAUCCCUUUCCCCAGAACCUUUGGCAAAGCCAACAACUAAAAUGACUGUACACUUGAAACCACUGUACAUCAGCAGCAUCAUUCAAGUUGUAAAAAAAACCGCUGCCUGUUUAUUGUUCUAACAAAAGUGUACAUAGACAUGUAUAAUAAUACACAGAAAUGCAAUUUAUUUCCUUUCUAAUCAACGGAUUCUUAAAUCUCUUGAUUUGACAAUCCAAGAAAAUGCUUUCCUUUCAAAAAGU
Messenger RNA from Linum tenue, 2197 nucleotides. NCBI's taxonomy places the organism in Eukaryota, Viridiplantae, Streptophyta, Magnoliopsida, Malpighiales, Linaceae. The record is from the annotation of a GenBank genome assembly.